CGUGUUGCUGGGCAGCUCGGGGUGCAGAGCGUGGCCAGAACUGGGGUCAGGCUCUGGCUCCGUGUCCCUGCCAGCCACCCAUUGCCAUCUGGGACCCACUCUGGGCUCGUGUCCCUUUGGGGACAUUCAUUGUAGCCGCUGUACCUGAGCAGCAUCUGCAGCCCAGGAGCGCCGAUGGCACAAAGGGAGCUCAGCCAGCUCCAGGGGAACAGGGAAGGGAGCACUGAGACAUUCCCUGUGCCUGGCAGCUCUCCCUGCUGGGCCACCAGUGGGCUGUGCUGGCCCUGGGCAGCUGGAGCUGCACAGUGACAGCUGAGUGACUGGGGAGCUGCUGAAUGCUCCAGAGCAAUUGAAAAUAAUCAGAGCAGAGCACAAAUCACUGGAACCUGCUCGUUCUCCCUGGUGUUCAGGGGCAGAGCAGCACCCAGCACAAAGGGGCCUGUUUUCCAUCAUGGCAAGCUCAGCCUGUCCCAUGGGACGAGGCUGAAUUGAGCCUGGAUCGGCAGGAGGCAGGGGAAAGGCAGCUUUAAGGCAGGGACACUGUGUCUGGAGGGAGCUGCCCGUGACAAACAGGGCAUUUGGUGAUGCCAGCCCACUGUGGCAGCUUGCCAGGGGCUCUCAGUGGGCCCUGAGAGGCUUUUUUAGCUGUUACUUCCUCCCAGCCCCUCUCCAGCAGCAGAAUCCUUUCCUUGGUGCAUUUCUGGAGAAGGCCCUUUACCAGGUGUCCUCCCACAUGAGUCCCUGAGGUUCCUGCUGGCAGCUCCAGCAGUGCCUGCAGAAGUGCCCUCCUGCUCCUGGGCUCAGCAGCCGAGGCCCCUCCAAACCUGCUUCUGCAAUGGGUGGGUUGUAAGCACUGGUAAGACCCACGAGUCGUGUCGCCUUGGCUGCCCUCUGCCUCUCUCGCGUUCUCUCUCUCUGUCCUUGCUCCUUCCUGCCCAUUUAUUUCUGUUCUCCAUGUGCUCUGCUGUUCUGUCUCUGGGGUUUUCACUGUCAGGUAAUGAGGAGCUGUGGGCCCAGUCAGUCUUGGAGAUGCCGAAGAGACGAGACAUCCUGGCUAUCGUGCUGAUAGUUCUGCCCUGGACACUGCUAAUCACCGUCUGGCACCAGAGCACCAUUGCUCCACUGCUUGCAGUGCACAAGGAUGAUGGUGGUGACUCCCAGCGUGAUCUCGCUGCAGGCUUGGACUCCAAGGAAUACUGCCUGUCGGACCGGGACAUUGUGGAGGUGGUGAGGACAGAGUACGUUUACACGCGCCCACCCCCGUGGUCAGACACGCUGCCCACCAUCCACGUGGUCACCCCCACCUACAGCCGGCCGGUGCAGAAGGCAGAGCUGACCCGGCUGGCCAACACGCUCCUGCACGUGCCCAACCUGCACUGGAUCCUGGUGGAGGAUUCGCAGCGCCGCACGCCGCUCAUCACCCGCCUGCUGCGGGACACGGGGCUCAACUACACCCACCUCAACGUGGAGACGCCCCGCAACUACAAACUGCGCGGGGACAUGCGGGACCCCCGCAUCCCCCGCGGCACCAUGCAGAGGAACCUGGCCCUCAGGUGGCUGAGAGAGACCUUUAACAAAAACAACAGCCAGCCCGGGAUUGUUUACUUUGCUGAUGAUGAUAACACCUACAGCCUGGAGCUCUUCGAGGAGAUGCGCAGCACCAGGAAGGUGUCGGUGUGGCCCGUGGCCUUCGUGGGCGGCCUGCGCUACGAGUCGCCCAAGGUGAACGCGGCGGGGAAGGUGUACGGCUGGAAAACCGUGUUCGACCCGCACCGCCCCUUCGCCAUCGACAUGGCCGGCUUCGCCGUCAACCUCAGGCUCAUCCUGCAGCGCUCUCAGGCCUACUUCAAACUGCGCGGAGUCAAGGGCGGCUACCAGGAGAGCAGCCUGCUCCGCGAGCUGGUCACCCUCAACGACCUCGAGCCCAAGGCCGCCAAUUGCACUAAGAUUUUAGUCUGGCACACAAGGACAGAGAAGCCUGUGCUGGUGAACGAGGGCAAGAAAGGAUUCACAGAUCCCAACGUGGAAAUCUGACUGUGCAUGGCUGAGCAGAGACCAACAGCAGAAGAUUUCUUCAUGCACAGCCUGCAAGGUUCCUCUCCACAGCAUCCACCCAGCCAGCCAGGCGGGAGCCAGGACCUCUGCUGACUCCCACGAGUUUUAGCCUUCUGAAAAGCCAAGCACCACUGCAUCCAUCAAUCCCCGGAUCCCCUGCCCUUCCUCCUGGACUCGGAGCACAGGCAGACGCUCCGGAGGUGGAGAAUAAAGCACAGAAAGCCAGGACUGGCAGCUCCCGGCGCCGAGGCUCGUCUGGCACGUGGCUGCACCGAGCAGGGGCUGCGUGCCAGCACCUGGGUGAGGGUGAGAGCCACGGCAGUGGCCCCGGGGACUGGUUUUGCUGAGAAACACGAACUUUGUGGCCAUGUGUGAGACAGCCUUGAGCAGCUCUCUGGCCGUGGAGGGGACAGCUGCCUAGGAGAUGGCACCUUAGCCCUUAAUUUUAAACCUCCUUUAGUCAGUGUUUGUUACGCUGCACAAGACAGGAAGGGCUUGGGGGACGGGGGAAAGCGAGGCGGGUUAGAACAAACCCUUUAAGCAUCACUGUUCUCUGAUUUCCCUCUCCUUUUCCUUCCUCAGUUUCACAGUCUGGGGGCACCCUGACGUUCCUCUGUGGUCAUGGAAUCAUGGAAGGGUUGGGGGUGGGAGGGACUUUAAAGGUCCUCUGGUCCAACCCCUGCCAUGGGCAGGGACACCUUCAGCUGGACCAGGUUGCUCCUGGCCUUGAAUAUUCCCAGGGAUGGGGCAUCCCCAACCUCUCUGGGCAACCUGUGCCAGUGUGACACCACCCUCAUUGUAAAAAAUGUCCUUUUAAUCUAUCCCCUUUGAGUUUAAAACCAUCAACCCUUGUCCCAUCCCUGCUAAAAGGUUUGUCCCCAUCUUAGAAGACCUCAGAGUGGGGUGGAGGGACAGGAUCAGGGAGCUGCUGACCACCACCACUGAUCCUGGUUGGACUCGUGUCUCCACCAUAUGGAUCUCUAAAAAUGCUAAAAUAAUGGGAAGUGGGGUUUAAUGAGAUUGUUGGGGCCAUACACCAUAAUAUUCAUCCAGAUCUUGAUCCUGUUUGGCCCUAAUUUGGUUCCUGUGAGCAUUAGGUGUGGGAUUCUCUGAAGGGUGCUCCUAUUUAAAGGUAAAUUUCCACUCUUAAAAAUUAAAACUGCUUCAAAGCAGGCAUUGGAUGCUAAGAGGCAAUUUUAAUGCAUUUCCCAUUUGACUGGAGUGUAUCCUCCAGCCCCAGCCCCUUUUUCUGCUACUGCAGAGCUGGUGUGAAAAGCCACCCUGGAGCAGCUCUCAGUCCCCUGUGAGGGAGAGAGCAGCACCCUUGGGAAGGGGAUCCUGGGCUCAGGGCUCUGUUUUGUCACCACCUGGUGGUGCUGCCACCAUGGGUGACUCUCUUUGAGACUGCCAAACUUGCUGAGAUAAAAACUGAGGUACAACAGGCUCCUUCUCCCCAGCCAAAACCCCUAAAUUCCCUCCCCCUUCAUAACUGUUGUCAAACCUUUGUCACCACCACCCCCCCAGCGCUGUCCCAAUUCCUUCAAAAAUUUUGAAGCACAAUUUUACCUUUGAACUGAGGGAAAAAAGUAAUCCUGCAAUAGACUUGGUUAUUUUUAGCCCUAACACAUAGAACUAUUAAAACACUCUGGGUUUGAUUGUUGGCUCACGGUGCAGAAGUCUCCCCUUGGACUAAUGACAUUGUGUAUUUCCUGAUAUUUCAAAGGAAAAUAUUUUUUGUAAGUUAUUUUCUCCCAGUGUAUAUCAGAACCGUUGGGGAAAAGUCUCAUUCUUUAGUUCCCAGCCACAGAAGCCUUUACAAAAAUGUUCCUUUUAGAUGCAAUGGCUGAAGCACCACUUGGCAAGAAAGUGUUGGAUGCUGCUGGCUGCUCUAUGGGAACAGGUAUUGUUACCUUGGAUUAAAACUGCACUCAAGUAGAUUUAUUCUGUUAUUGUACUGGCCUUCCAAGUUCCCUUCAGUCUGCAAACCCUACAGUGGAAAAGAGACAUUUUUCAAGGACUACCAAGUUUUCAUAGCACUGAAAUAGUUUCCAACUGAUGUCCUCUCCGAGCUGCAUGUUUUGGUUCACUGAUCGGAAUUCCAGUCCCUGCUGGGUUCCAACCUCCCCUCCUCGGAAGGAAAUAACUUCCAGAAAAAUGCAAAGGAUGGAGUCCUGAACACAGCCCUGCACAUUUGCUCUGCCCACAGGAGCUUGGGCCCUUCCAGCUGUCCCAGAGCUGCUGUGGCCCUGGGGAGCAGAGAUAGAUGUGACCAGACCUGGCCAGGAUGGAGUGUGUUCCAGCUGCACUGUCUGUUCUCAGUUUUAAACAAACUGUAUUUAAAUUUGUUAAAUAAAAUGAUGGUUUCUAAGAGCCAGAAUA
This is a messenger RNA of Vidua macroura (Pin-tailed whydah), 4434 nucleotides long. RefSeq names its product beta-1,3-glucuronyltransferase 1 (gene B3GAT1). Gene Ontology annotation, molecular function: galactosylgalactosylxylosylprotein 3-beta-glucuronosyltransferase activity. Gene Ontology annotation, cellular component: Golgi membrane. NCBI's taxonomy places the organism in Eukaryota, Metazoa, Chordata, Aves, Passeriformes, Viduidae. Gene Ontology annotation, biological process: chondroitin sulfate proteoglycan biosynthetic process; carbohydrate metabolic process. Bases 955 to 2034 code for a protein of 359 amino acids. The transcript has 6 exons. The record is from RefSeq and is a predicted model, not a curated record.